Messenger RNA from Parnassius mnemosyne (clouded apollo), 870 nucleotides. The record is from the annotation of a GenBank genome assembly. NCBI's taxonomy places the organism in Eukaryota, Metazoa, Arthropoda, Insecta, Lepidoptera, Papilionidae.
AUGUCUAACAAAAAAAAUAAAGAAAUUGAAAUAAGUGACAGUGAAAGUGACGAUGAACAUGAUGAUGCAGGGAGCGAUAGAGAUUCUGAUUUGGAUUCCGAUGGAAAUUACAUAGGAGACAAGGAGCUCCAAGCUGAUUUUGAAGGUCGAAACCCUGAAGAUUGUGAUUUUCACGGUAUAAAACAACUUUUGCGCCAACUGUUUCUUAAAUCUAAUGUGGAUUUGGGGGCUCUGGCACAGAUUAUAAUUUCACAGAACUACGUAGGCAGCGUAGUGAAACAAUGCCUUGAUGAUGGACAGGAGGAUGACGAUGAAGAUGAUGAUGGGAGUGAUGGUGUGUUUGGCAUAACUACUGUUAUUAAUAUUACUAAAAGAAAAGAUGAAACGUGCAUACAACAAAUUCGGACGUUGCUGACAACACUUGCAGAAGAAAACGCUAAUGAUAAGACUAAAGCUCUAGUGAACAAGAUCCUUUCAGAUGACUCACAGCAUGUUGGUCUUAUAAUAAAUGAGAGGAUUCUUAACAUUCCAGCUGCUAUUAGUGUACCAUUGUUUGCAUCACUACAGUCCGAAGUAGAGAAAGCAGUGAAAAAAAACAUGCCCUACUCAUUCCGCUACUUGAUAUGGAUAUGUAAAACAUACAACACUGGAGAUGAGGGCUCUGAGAUUUUAUUCGCAAACCAAGAAGAGAAACCAUUAUUAGAUGAAGCCUUAGCUAGCUUUGAAGUGGAUGUGACCGAACAAGCUGAUUUGUCACAAUGGGACUAUGAAGGUGGAGCAUUGACACCGUGUCGAAAGAUUCUUAUAUUUGAUGGAAGUAAAUUCAAUAACUUAGUGAGACUCCUAAAAGAAGAGGUGGAGAAUGUUUGA